GAUCCUAAAUCCCCUCGACGCCAAUUCAACGGCACCACCUAUGUUUCAUCACCGCCACACGCGUGGCGGCUUGCCAAUGCUUCCCAUCCACAAGUUGGUGUGUCACCCGCAGGCCCAGCUUACUGGACCUCAGCUUGUUUUACCGGUAACGAAGCGGUUGGUUGCGGUCUAUAAAAGGCCCAGUGAAAGCACAAGGAACAAAAUUCAAAUCACAAACCAAAAGGAUAGAGUGAAAUAUUAUUCAUUGAUCUCUUAGAACUGAAAAUAAAUAAAUAAUAAUAAUAAUGCCAAUCCAUAAGUUUACACUCGGAUCACCGGGAGAGGCGAGCCAACCGGACGCGAUAAAGGCCUCAUUCGCCGAGUUCUUCUCCAUGAUCAUCUUUGUUUUCGCCGGACAAGGAUCCGGAUUAGCUUUUGAUAAGGUAGCGGACGGCGGUGGAUCUACGACAGCGUCGGGGCUGAUAAUUGCAUCUCUGGGUCAUGCUUUUGCGUUGUUUGUGGCGGUUUCGGUGGGAGCGAAUAUCUCCGGCGGGCAUGUGAAUCCGGCAGUUACAUUUGGUGCGCUUGUUGGUGGAAACAUAUCGUUGUUUAGAAGUAUAAUGUAUUGGAUUGCUCAAUUGCUUGGCUCUGUUGUUGCCUGCUUCCUUCUUAAGUUUGCCACCGGUGGAAAGGUAACGCCAGCAUUUGGUCUAUCAUCAGGAGUUUCUGUAUGGAAUGGAUUUAUAUUUGAGGCAGUGAUGACAUUUGGAUUAGUAUAUACAGUAUAUGCAACAGCAAUAGAUCCAAAGAGGGAGAAUUUAGAUAUCAUUGCCCCAAUUUCCAUUGGUUUCAUUGUUGGUGCCAACAUUUUAGUUGGUGGUGCUUUUGAUGGUGCUUCCAUGAACCCUGCAGUCACCUUUGGCCCUGCUGUUCUCACUUGGUCUUGGACCCAUCACUGGGUUUACUGGCUUGGUCCUAUGACUGGUGCAGCCAUUGCUGCCAUUGUUUAUGAUACACUCUUUAUCUCUGACUCCAUGCAUGAUCCUCUUACUCAGUAUAAUGAUUUCUAGAACCAUUUAUUCCCUCUAAAACUAGAACAAAGAUUUGAAGUUUCAGCCGCAAUUUUUGGACACGUUUUUUUGAUCAAGAGUGAUUUUUUUUUUUGUUAAUGUUUUGUUUUUCUUGAAUUAUAAAUUCAGAAGCAGAGUAGAUUUUUUUAUUUAUAUUGUAUGGGUUGAUUCCACACGUUGAAGAUUUUGAUUGACGACAAAGCUAAGAAUGAGGAAGAGAAUAUAUGGAUAGAGCUUAUUAUUUUGUUAUCAAA
This is a messenger RNA of Cucumis sativus (cucumber), 1303 nucleotides long. RefSeq names its product aquaporin TIP1-3. Gene Ontology annotation, cellular component: membrane. The record is from RefSeq and is a predicted model, not a curated record. The transcript is spliced from 3 exons. Gene Ontology annotation, biological process: water transport; transmembrane transport. NCBI's taxonomy places the organism in Eukaryota, Viridiplantae, Streptophyta, Magnoliopsida, Cucurbitales, Cucurbitaceae. The coding region runs from base 285 to 1049 and encodes 254 amino acids. Gene Ontology annotation, molecular function: water channel activity.